CUGGUCAAGGAAUUCACAUUCCAUUUCCUUUUCAUUUAUACCGGUCUAUUAUACCGCACAGUGACACACCCUUCUCCCUCCCCACUCCUCUCUUUAGAUCUCUCUUUCUUUUCUUUUGAUUCCGAGGGAAUAUUUUAGGGUUUUAUCGCUGCUUUAGAUCUUGCAGCGAUUUGAAUCCUCAACGUUGUUGACUCUCAAGUCGACGGUUCAAUUUCAAUCACAGAUCCGAUUAGCACACUCUGAGCCGUCGAUCUAAUCAGCAACCAUGGCGGCGGCUAACGCCCCGAUCACCAUGAAGGAAGUCUUAACUUUACCGGCUAUCGGGAUUAGUCCUCAGUUUAUUACGUUUACAAAUGUAACGAUGGAAUCAGACAAGUAUAUAUGUGUACGGGAAACAGCGCCACAAAAUAGUGUUGUAAUUAUUGAUAUGAACAUGCCAAUGCAGCCAUUGAGACGCCCUAUCACUGCAGAUUCCGCUCUCAUGAAUCCAAAUUCUAGAAUCCUUGCUUUGAAAGCCCAACUUCCGGGAACUACUCAGGAUCACUUACAAAUAUUUAACAUCGAGAUGAAAGCAAAAAUGAAAUCAUACCAGAUGCCUGAGCAGAUUGUCUUUUGGAAGUGGAUAACCCCUAAGAUGCUGGGCCUGGUUACACAGACAUCAGUUUAUCAUUGGUCUAUUGAAGGUGAUUCUGAACCAGUGAAGAUGUUCGAGAGAACUGCUAAUUUGCAAAGCAAUCAGAUUAUAAACUACAAAUGUGACCCUUCUGAGAAAUGGUUAGUUUUGAUUGGAAUUGCUCCUGGCUCACCUGAGCGGCAACAAUUGGUUAAAGGGAACAUGCAACUUUUCUCUGUGGAUCAACAACGUAGCCAAGCUCUUGAAGCACAUGCUGCAUCAUUUGCACAAUAUAAGGUUCCAGGAAACGAGAACCCUUCCACUCUGAUUUCUUUUGCCACAAAAUCUUUUAAUGCUGGGCAGAUUACAUCGAAGUUGCAUGUUAUUGAGCUUGGUGCCCAGCCAGGGAAGCCAUCAUUUACGAAGAAACAGGCAGAUCUGUUCUUUCCUCCUGAUUUUGCUGAUGACUUUCCUGUGGCAAUGCAGAUAUCCCACAAAUACAGUUUGAUUUAUGCAAUCACGAAGCUUGGGCUGCUAUUUGUUUAUGAUUUGGAGACAGCUACUGCAGUAUACCGAAACAGAAUUAGUCCAGAUCCAAUAUUUUUGACAGCCGAGGCUUCAACGGUGGGAGGGUUUUAUGCCAUUAAUAGGCGAGGCCAGGUGUUGUUGGCUACUGUAAAUGAAGCAAUGAUUGUGCCAUUUGUUAGUGGUCAGUUGAAUAAUCUGGAGCUUGCUGUCAAUCUUGCCAAAAGAGGAAACCUUCCUGGCGCUGAGAAUCUGGUUGUCCAGCGUUUCCAAGAAUUAUUCGCUCAAACAAAGUAUAAAGAAGCUGCUGAGCUGGCUGCUGAGUCACCACAAGGCAUUCUUCGAACUCCUGACACAGUUGCCAAGUUUCAGAGUGUUCCAGUGCAACCUGGGCAAACCCCUCCCUUAUUGCAAUACUUUGGGACCCUUUUAACUAGAGGAAAGCUUAAUGCAUUUGAGUCAUUGGAAUUGUCCCGCCUUGUGGUCAAUCAGAACAAAAAGAAUCUUUUGGAGAACUGGUUGGCAGAGGACAAGUUGGAGUGUACUGAGGAACUGGGAGACCUUGUGAAGACAGUGGAUAAUGAUCUUGCUCUGAAAAUAUAUAUUAAAGCUAGGGCAACCCCUAAAGUUGUUGCAGCUUUUGCUGAGAGAAGGGAGUUUGACAAAAUUUUGAUAUACUCGAAGCAGGUUGGCUAUGCUCCUGACUAUUUAUUCCUUCUGCAAACAAUUCUCCGUGCAGAUCCACAGGGUGCUGUUAACUUUGCUUUGAUGAUGUCCCAAAUGGAAGGUGGCUGUCCAGUUGACUACAAUACCAUUACUGAUCUCUUUCUUCAGAGGAACUUGAUCCGUGAGGCAACAGCCUUUCUGUUGGAUGUUUUGAAGCCAAAUUUAGCAGAACAUGGUUACCUCCAAACAAAGGUUCUGGAGAUAAAUCUGGUAACAUUUCCUAAUGUAGCUGAUGCUAUUCUAGCCAAUGGGAUGUUUAGCCACUAUGAUCGUCCUCGUAUUGCUCAACUCUGUGAAAAAGCUGGUCUUUACAUCCGAGCCUUGCAGCAUUAUACGGAUUUGCCAGAUAUUAAACGUGUGAUCGUGAAUACACAUGCAAUAGAGCCACAGGCACUUGUUGAGUUUUUUGGCACUCUUUCACGAGAAUGGGCUCUGGAGUGCAUGAAGGAUCUCUUACUGGUUAAUCUAAGAGGCAACCUUCAGAUAAUUGUUCAGACUGCCAAGGAAUAUUGUGAGCAGUUGGGUGUUGAUGCAUGCGUAAAACUUUUCGAACAAUUCAAAUCAUAUGAAGGGCUGUACUUUUUCUUGGGGUCAUAUUUGAGUUCCAGCGAGGAUCCUGAUAUACAUUUUAAGUACAUCGAGGCAGCUGCUAGAACUGGACAAAUAAAGGAGGUUGAGCGUGUUACUAGGGAGUCAAAUUUUUAUGAUCCUGAAAAGACAAAGAACUUUCUGAUGGAAGCCAAGCUUCCGGAUGCAAGGCCUCUAAUAAAUGUCUGUGACCGUUUUGGUUUUGUUGCUGAUCUCACACACUACCUCUAUUCAAGCAACAUGCUUCGUUAUAUAGAGGGUUAUGUUCAAAAGGUGAACCCAGGGAAUGCUCCUUUAGUUGUCGGGCAGCUGUUAGAUGAUGAAUGCCCUGAAGACUUUAUCAAGGGCCUUAUUCUUUCUGUCCGUUCUUUGCUUCCAGUUGAGCCCCUUGUGGAGGAAUGUGAGAAGAGAAAUCGACUUCGUUUGCUCACUCAGUUCUUGGAACAUCUUGUGAGUGAGGGAAGCCAAGAUGUACAUGUUCACAAUGCUCUUGGUAAAAUCAUCAUUGAUAGCAAUAACAACCCAGAACACUUCCUCACCACCAAUCCUUACUAUGAUUCCCGGGUUGUGGGCAAGUAUUGUGAGAAACGUGAUCCCACCCUUGCUGUUGUUGCUUACCGGAGAGGACAAUGUGAUGAAGAACUCAUCAAUGUCACAAAUAAGAACUCUUUGUUCAAGUUGCAAGCCAGAUAUGUGGUUGAAAGGAUGGAUGGUGAUCUUUGGGAGAAGGUUCUGAAUCCUGAAAAUGAAUAUCGAAGACAGCUUAUUGAUCAAGUUGUAUCUACUGCUUUGCCGGAAAGUAAGAGCCCAGAGCAAGUUUCUGCUGCUGUUAAAGCUUUCAUGACUGCUGAUCUGCCCCAUGAAUUGAUUGAGCUUCUUGAGAAGAUUGUGCUCCAAAACUCUGCAUUCAGUGGAAAUUUCAAUCUCCAAAACCUACUUAUCUUGACAGCGAUUAAGGCUGAUCCUUCUAGGGUUAUGGAUUAUAUUAAUAGAUUAGAUAACUUUGAUGGACCUGCUGUUGGGGAAGUGGCAGUUGAAGCUCAGCUUUAUGAGGAAGCAUUUGCAAUUUUCAAGAAGUUCAACUUGAAUGUUCAGGCUGUCAAUGUUUUAUUGGAUAACAUCCAAAGCAUUGACCGUGCCGUGGAGUUUGCAUUCCGUGUUGAAGAAGAUGCUGUUUGGAGCCAGGUGGCCAAGGCCCAACUCAGAGAGGGCCUUGUGAGUGAAGCAAUUGAGUCAUUUAUUCGUGCAGAUGACGCUACUCAAUUCCUGGAAGUCAUUCGUGCUGCUGAGGAUGCAAAUGUCUAUCAUGAUUUGUUGAAAUACCUUCUCAUGGUUAGGCAGAAGACAAAAGAGCCGAAGGUGGAUAGUGAGCUUAUUUUUGCAUAUGCAAAGAUUGAUAGGUUGAGUGACAUUGAGGAGUUCAUUCUCAUGCCAAAUGUGGCAAAUCUCCAAAAUGUUGGCGAUCGCUUAUAUGAUGAAGCUCUUUAUGAGGCUGCAAGAAUUAUAUUCCAAUUUAUAGCAAACUGGGCCAAGUUGGCAAGCACACUGGUGAAGUUGAAACAGUUCCAAAGUGCUGUUGAUGCAGCUCGGAAAGCCAACAGUGCCAAGACAUGGAAGGAAGUUUGCUUUGCUUGUGUUGAUGCAGAGGAGUUCCGUCUGGCUCAGAUAUGUGGUCUUAACAUCAUUAUACAGGUGGAUGAUUUGGAGGAGGUCAGCGAAUAUUACCAGAACAGAGGAUACUUCAAUGAAUUGAUCUCUCUCAUGGAGAGUGGUUUAGGUUUAGAACGUGCACACAUGGGGAUUUUCACGGAGUUGGGAGUGCUGUAUGCUAGAUAUCGUCCUGAGAAACUAAUGGAGCACAUUAAAUUGUUCUCAACCCGUCUCAACAUUCCCAAGCUUAUCCGAGCCUGUGAUGAACAGCAACACUGGAAGGAACUUACCUAUUUGUACAUUCAAUAUGAUGAAUUUGAUAAUGCUGCAACUACCAUUAUGAACCAUUCUCCGGAGGCAUGGGAUCACAUGCAAUUCAAAGAUGUUGCUGUCAAAGUUGCUAAUGUAGAGCUAUAUUAUAAGGCCGUGCAUUUCUACUUGCAAGAACAUCCUGAUCUUAUCAAUGAUCUUCUCAAUGUGCUGGCACUUCGUGUGGACCAUACUCGUGUUGUUGACAUUAUGCGGAAGGCUGGUCAUUUGCUUCUUGUGAAGCCAUACAUGAUUGCAGUUCAGAGCAACGACGUGUCUGCUGUGAAUGAGGCUUUGAAUCAAAUUUAUGUAGAAGAGGAGGACUAUGAAAGAUUGCGUGAAUCAAUUGAUUUGCAUGAUAACUUUGAUCAGAUUGGCCUUGCACAGAAGAUUGAGAAACAUGAGCUUCUUGAAAUGAGGCGUGUGGCUGCAUACAUUUACAAGAAGGCAGGAAGAUGGAAGCAAUCCAUUGCAUUGUCAAAGAAAGAUAAUCUUUAUAAAGAUGCCAUGGAGACAGCAUCACAGUCUGGUGAUCGUGAACUUGCAGAGGAGUUGCUGGUUUAUUUCAUUGAACAGGGCAAGAAGGAAUGCUUUGCAUCGUGCCUCUUUGUUUGUUAUGAUUUGAUUCGGCCAGAUGUUGCCCUUGAGCUUGCCUGGAUGAAUAAUAUGAUUGACUUUGCUUUCCCGUACCUGUUGCAGUUUAUCCGUGAAUACACAGGCAAAGUUGAUGAACUCGUGAAGUACAAAAUUGAGGCGCAGAAAGAAGUCAAGGCCAAAGAGCAGGAAGAGAAGGAUGUAAUUGCUCAGCAGAACAUGUAUGCUCAGUUACUUCCUCUUGCUUUGCCUGCACCGCCCAUGCCUGGUAUGGGUGGACCAACAAUGGGAGGAGGUUUUGCUCCACCACCACCCAUGGGUGGAAUGGGGAUGCCUCCAAUGCCACCUUUUGGCAUGCCACCGAUGGGCAGCUACUGAUAUGCAAACAACCACCCUUUUUUGGUAGAAUUAGUUGCGAAUUCCCAGUUGCUUAAAAGAAAAAAGGUAUCCUAGCUGUUUGGGCUUUUGAUAUGGCGGUGGUGUUUUUCUGGGCUUGGGUGCCUUCAUUCUUCUUUUUUGUGUUCUUUUUUGGUGGGACGAAGGUGUAAUUGAAGCAAUGAACAUGCCAUUUUUCUGUCCUAGGUGUGUGGAUAAGUGAUGUAAUAUUUUUUUGGUAGGAAUCAUUUUUUGGCUGCUAGUAGAGAGCAAGCGGAGGAUUUCCUGUAUUUGCAAUAUUUUUUCCCUUGCUGUCUGGGAGCUAGCCGAGUAUAAUACGAAUUGUUUCAUACAAAUCAUAAAACCGUGAACUUGAUCUGUAAUGGCUCUAUUUUAAUUUCAUAUUUUCCCUUUUACCCUCA
This is a messenger RNA of Populus nigra (black poplar), 5802 nucleotides long. RefSeq names its product clathrin heavy chain 1. The record is from RefSeq and is a predicted model, not a curated record. NCBI's taxonomy places the organism in Eukaryota, Viridiplantae, Streptophyta, Magnoliopsida, Malpighiales, Salicaceae. Gene Ontology annotation, biological process: receptor-mediated endocytosis; intracellular protein transport. The coding region runs from base 266 to 5383 and encodes 1705 amino acids. Gene Ontology annotation, molecular function: clathrin light chain binding; structural molecule activity. Gene Ontology annotation, cellular component: clathrin coat of trans-Golgi network vesicle; chloroplast; Golgi apparatus. The transcript is spliced from 30 exons.